Eublepharis macularius is the source of this 635-nucleotide messenger RNA. It is a transcript of the gene RPS13, whose product is annotated as ribosomal protein S13. Gene Ontology annotation, molecular function: structural constituent of ribosome; small ribosomal subunit rRNA binding. Gene Ontology annotation, biological process: translation. Lineage: Eukaryota; Metazoa; Chordata; Lepidosauria; Squamata; Eublepharidae. Gene Ontology annotation, cellular component: cytosolic small ribosomal subunit; ribosome; nucleolus. The record is from RefSeq and is a predicted model, not a curated record. The coding region runs from base 38 to 493 and encodes 151 amino acids. The transcript has 6 exons.
CGGUCGCCUGGCGCUGCUCUCUCUUUUCGCCGCCAUCAUGGGUCGCAUGCACGCUCCGGGAAAGGGUUUAUCCCAGUCUGCCUUGCCAUAUAGGCGAAGUGUACCUACUUGGCUGAAACUUACUUCUGAUGAUGUAAAAGAACAGAUUUACAAGUUGGCUAAGAAAGGUCUGACUCCCUCGCAGAUUGGUGUAAUCCUGAGGGACUCCCAUGGUGUUGCUCAAGUUCGUUUUGUGACGGGCAACAAAAUUCUAAGGAUACUUAAAUCCAAAGGGCUUGCUCCUGAUCUUCCAGAGGACCUUUACCACUUAAUCAAAAAGGCAGUGGCUGUUCGUAAGCAUCUUGAAAGGAACCGGAAGGAUAAAGAUGCCAAAUUCCGACUCAUUUUGAUUGAGAGCAGAAUUCAUAGACUGGCUCGUUACUACAAGACCAAGAGAGUACUGCCACCUAAUUGGAAGUAUGAAUCAUCCACAGCUUCUGCUCUUGUUGCAUAAGAGCUUCUCUUUGCUACAGGCAUCAAAUAUCCCCUCCAAUGUUGCAUCAAAGAAUGAUGUCAUAGAGGCUUCUUCAUAGUAGCAAUGGUUAAAAAAAAUGUGUUCUUAUCCAUACCAAUAAAAGCCUCUGAUUUUUCCAUCA